AUGCAGUCACUCUGUCUCCGACUUUCAGUGGGCUUGUUUCUACUGCAAAGAUUUGUUGCAACUGUUGCRAAAGAAGURACCUAUGGAAAGUACGGCUCGUUCAGCAAUGGUCCUCCCUUCGACACUAAAGUCCUUUUAGCAUUCAAUAGACCUUUACCUGACCCUCCAGAAAAAAUGGAAACUCAAUAUUUCCUUUUCACAAGAAAAGAUCGUAUUGGCUAUAAAUGCCUUGAUGACAGCGAYGCUAACAAACUGAAGGAAUCCAGUUAUGAUGGCAAGAAAAAGACUUUCCUCAUAAUUCACGGUUGGACUGGAAAACCACUAGAAUCCCCAUGGCUUAAAGACAUGAAAGAYGYUUUACUAGAGAAAGAAGAUGUAAAUGUCAUUAUAACUGGAUGGAAAGAAGGAGCRRRCGACCUUUACUACCCACAAGCCGUCGGCAAYACUCGUUUAGUUGGAGCCAUGGUAUGCACUGAUUUAGUCUUGCAGUGCUGCAUCUUUGUGUGACCAAGACGAUUUUUGUAUGUCAUUCCUGAACAGGUCUUUUUUUCACUGAUGAAGCUCAAGGAAGAGCAUGUUUGCACAGAGAA
Exaiptasia diaphana is the source of this 590-nucleotide messenger RNA. Its product is annotated as pancreatic lipase-related protein 2-like. The coding region runs from base 1 to 507 and encodes 168 amino acids. The transcript has 3 exons. The record is from RefSeq and is a predicted model, not a curated record. Gene Ontology annotation, molecular function: lipase activity. NCBI's taxonomy places the organism in Eukaryota, Metazoa, Cnidaria, Anthozoa, Actiniaria, Aiptasiidae.